Molecule: messenger RNA, 1041 nt
Organism: Drosophila busckii
Lineage: Eukaryota; Metazoa; Arthropoda; Insecta; Diptera; Drosophilidae
Product: inositol monophosphatase ttx-7-like
Exons: 4
Coding region: 30-884 (284 amino acids)
Biological process (GO): phosphatidylinositol phosphate biosynthetic process; signal transduction; inositol metabolic process
Molecular function (GO): inositol monophosphate 1-phosphatase activity
Source: RefSeq, a predicted model, not a curated record
UGGCAGUCGGCAAAUCACACUCUGUAGAUAUGAACACCAAUCUGGGCGAGACUAAGCUCAAGGAGUACUACGAUGUGGCACUGGAAUUGGUUAUACAGUGUGGAAGCAUAUUUGAGCAGGGAUACAACAAAUCUAAAAAAGAGGUUAUGGUGAAAUCCGACUUCUUUGACUUUGUAACCAUCUACGAUCGCCAAAUUGAAGCUAAGCUAACCGAGGGUCUAUUAAGAGCAUUUCCCGAAUCGCGCAUUGUGGGCGAGGAGGCAUUGGCGACCGCCAAGCAGUUGCCCGAGCUAACGGAUGCGCCUACUUGGAUCAUUGAUCCCAUCGAUGGCACUACAAAUUAUAUACAUCGUUUGCCUAUCUGCGGUAUUUCAGUAGCUUUGGCUAUCAACAAGCAAUUAGUGGUGGGCAUUAUCUACAAUCCGGCCGCAAAUGAAUUAUACUCGGCAUGGAGCGAACACGGUGCCUUUCUCAAUGGGAAACCCAUUAGAGUUUCCGGCGCAACAACGAUCUCUAGCGCGGUUGUUGGUCAUGAAAUAACACUAAUUAAUGUGGCUGCCUGGCGUGAUAAGAACCUGAAGCGUGCCUACAAAUUGGGCUCCUUGGCCGCAGGGACGCGUUGCUUUGCCACCGCUGCCAUCUCUCUGGCAUAUGUGGCCAGCGGCACAUUGGACGCUUAUCAUGUUGAUGACUUGAAGCCCUGGGACGUAGCCGCAGGCGUUCUCUUGGUACGCGAAGCAGGUGGCGUGGUACAUCAGACGGACGGUGGAGAGUUUGAUGUUAUGAAGCCCAAACUAGUGGCUGCUGGUCGAGAGUCACUGGCUCAGGAGGUUAUACAAUUGAUCAAGCAGGCUGACGGCAUCAAGGGCUACACAUUCUCUUAGGCUAAGCGAUGGUACUCACAUUUGGCGGCAUUCCAUGUGUUUGGUAGCCAAUUGGUGACAUGUUGGGUCCGUUUGGCGGCAUCUGCAUCCCCAUGUGCGGCGCUGUAAAUAAUUUAAGCUAGUGAUUAAAGCAGUCAAUUAAAACUGAAAUAUUUUG